This is a messenger RNA of Nomascus leucogenys (northern white-cheeked gibbon), 2089 nucleotides long. NCBI's taxonomy places the organism in Eukaryota, Metazoa, Chordata, Mammalia, Primates, Hylobatidae. The record is from RefSeq and is a predicted model, not a curated record.
CAGGCGCAGUGUCGGCUGCCGGUGCUGCGGCCUUUGUCUCGCAGUCAGGAGGAGCAGGGCCAGCCGUUCCUGCCAGAAGCCAGGGCAUGACCCCUGGGCUGCGCGUCUCCACAGACCCGGAGCAAGUGACCUUUGAGGACGUGGUAGUGGAAUUCAGCCAGGAGGAGUGGGGGCAGCUGAAGCCUGCCCAGAGGACCCUGUACCGUGAUGUAAUGCUAGACACCUUCAGGCUUCUGGUCUCUGUGGCACAUUGGUUACUGAAGCUGAAUGUCAUCUCCCUGCUGGAGCAAGAGGCAGAGCUGCAGGCGGUGGACUCUGGACUUCCCCAAGGCGUGUACCCAGACUUGGAAACUAGACCCAAAGUCAAACUGUCGGUUCUAAAGCAAGGCAUCUCUGAAGAAAUAUCCAACAAUGUCAUCUUGGUAGAAAGAUUCCUGUGGGAUGGUCUGUGGUACUGCAGGGGUGAGGACACUGAGGGCCACUGGGAAUGGAGUUGUGAGAGCCUAGAGAGCCUGGCAGCACCGGUGGCCUUCACGCCUGUGAAGACGCCUGUUCAGGAGCAGUGGCAGAGGAAUGGGUUUGGGGAAAAUGUAAGUCUGAACCCUGAUCUCCCACAUCAACCAAUGACUCCUCAAAGACAAGGCCCCCACAUGUGGGGAACAAGUGGAAAAAGGGAGAAGCCAGACCCAAAUGCUCUACAGAAAACCUGUGUGAAAGAGAAACCCUACAAAUGUCAGGAAUGCGGAAAGGCCUUUAGUCACAGCUCAGCACUUAUCGAACACCACCGGACGCACACAGGAGAGAGACCUUACGAAUGUCACGAAUGUGGAAAAGGCUUCCGGAACAGCUCGGCACUUACCAAACACCAGAGAAUCCACACUGGGGAGAAACCCUAUAAAUGCACUCAGUGUGGGAGGACCUUCAACCAAAUUGCCCCACUGAUCCAGCACCAGAGAACUCACACAGGCGAGAAGCCCUAUGAGUGCAGUGAAUGUGGGAAAUCCUUCAGCUUUAGGUCCUCCUUCAGCCAGCACGAGCGAACUCACACAGGCGAGAAGCCCUACGAGUGCAGUGAGUGCGGGAAAGCCUUCCGGCAAAGCAUCCACCUCACCCAGCAUCUGCGAAUCCACACUGGGGAGAAACCCUAUCAGUGUGGUGAGUGUGGCAAGGCCUUCAGCCACAGCUCGUCCUUGACCAAACACCAGCGAAUCCACACAGGGGAGAAGCCCUACGAGUGCCAUGAGUGUGGAAAAGCCUUCACCCAGAUCACACCACUGAUUCAGCACCAGAGGACCCACACAGGAGAAAAGCCCUAUGAGUGCAGUGAGUGUGGGAAAGCUUUCAGUCAGAGCACACUCCUGACCGAGCAUCGGAGGAUUCACACGGGAGAGAAGCCCUAUGGAUGCAACGAGUGUGGGAAAACCUUCAGCCACAGCUCCUCACUCAGCCAGCAUGAGCGGACACACACAGGAGAGAAGCCCUAUGAGUGCAGUCAGUGUGGGAAGGCCUUCCGGCAGAGCACGCACCUCACCCAACACCAGCGAAUACACACAGGGGAGAAGCCCUAUGAAUGCAAUGACUGCGGCAAGGCGUUCAGCCACAGCUCGUCCCUCACCAAACAUCAGCGAAUCCACACUGGGGAGAAGCCCUACGAAUGCAACCAGUGUGGCAGAGCCUUCAGCCAGCUUGCUCCCCUCAUUCAGCAUCAGAGGAUCCACACAGGAGAGAAACCCUAUGAAUGUAACCAGUGUGGCAGAGCCUUCAGCCAGAGCUCCCUUCUCAUCGAACACCAGAGGAUUCACACCAAGGAAAAGCCCUAUGGGUGCAAUGAGUGUGGGAAAUCCUUCAGCCACAGCUCCUCGCUCAGCCAGCACGAAAGGACGCACACUGGGGAAAAGCCCUAUGAGUGUCACGAUUGCGGAAAGUCCUUUAGACAGAGCACCCACCUCACUCAGCACCGGAGGAUCCACACAGGAGAGAAGCCAUAUGCAUGCAGGGACUGUGGAAAGGCCUUUACACACAGCUCCUCCCUUACCAAGCACCAGAGAACUCACACUGGAUAAACCCACUCCACAUGUGCUGGGGACAU